AUGAUAACUCUUUCUCGCCCUUCUAACAGCCGUACAAUGAGUUGGUACCGUCAACUCGAGGCCAAGGCCAGAGCUCGACCCUACGUGUAUAAAAAUGGGCUGCAACACCAAUGAGAUAUCACUCACUUCCCGACUUCCAACUCGACAUGAUCUGCAAGGUGGCUGCGUUGGUCCUGGCGGUGGUGGGCGUGGUUGUCGCCGCCCCUGAAGACCUCUAUGGUCCUCCUCAACACAAACCAGUCUACGGUCCACCACCCAAGCAAGUCUAUGCCGAGGUGCCAUAUAACUUUGCAUACGGAGUAAAGGACGACUACAAGGGUACUGACUUUAGCCAAAACGAAGAAUCUGACGGGAAGACUGUCAAGGGCUCCUACACCGUUCUUCUUCCCGACGGCCGCAAGCAGACGGUGAACUACGUCGCUGACGAUUAUGGCGGUUUCCGGGCUGAAGUUAGCUACUACGGUGAAGCCCAGUACCCAAAAGAAUACGGUCCACCCAUCACCUUCAAGCCUGUGUACAAACCCCAGCCUACAUACGGACAACCUGGAUACCAGUAGAUCAUGCAACCAACAACGUCUCUAAUCCCUACCGUUUUCAACAGGCAUUACUUUAUCUUGGUAUUCUGUAUAUACUAAAAUAAAAAUGCAGGACACAUGGAUGUUAUACCAAUACGUUGCAUCAACAUAAAAUCGAUAUAAUUUUCAGGUAUAGAAUUAAAUUAUCAAAUUAACAGGAGUAAUUAUAAAUGGUCAGUACCCAUGGUAACUCGCUUUUGUGCCUACCUAGCCGAGUUUGAAGGUGUUAAGCUCCACCUCUAGGACCUGUCUAUUAACUUUAGAUUGGCAGCCAUUAUUCAUCACUGAAGUAUCUGCUAUCGACAUCGCUAAAAUAUUUAACAUUUAAUAUAAUAUUCCUCAGUUAUUCUACUUCUUUACUGAACUAACGAUAGAUCUGUAAUUAUCUACUUCGCUAUGCAUUAAGUGUCCCCGAUUCUAUAAUCAGUCGGUGAAUAUUUUGAAAGAUGCCAAUAUAUUGGCUUAAACUACCUCUUCUUGCAGCCCAUUCCAUCUCUCCAUCGUUACAUUUAUAAAAAAAAAAAAAAAUAAAACUACGACUGUUCUUUAAGCACAGUUUUUUCUUAAUUUGAAAUCAGGACCGUAUCUUCACCAAAUUGAUGGUACAUUAAAAAGAAACAUUCCCCAUUUUACAGAAUUUUUUCCCCCAACAUAUUGGUAAUCACACCUCUUCCAGUCCUCUAAUGAACGCAUUUUGGGAGCUUUUAGUCUUAAUUUAUAUUCUAAAUUAAAUUAUUUCAUUGCAGUUCUUUACACUUUUAAUAUACAUUUUUUAAGUGAGCACACCAUAUUACAAUCAAACAUUCCGGUUUAAAAAGAGUUUAAAGCAUCUAGCCACCCAUAUAUUUGAAGGCCAGUUUUUCAAGACUGUAAAGCAUUUUUCUACUGUAUCGAUAUUAUUUUCUGGUGAUACUUUGCAGUCUGUCUUUAUCAGAUGUUCUCACAUUUUAUCACAUCCAUCAUCAGACCGACUCCUUGCAGUUAAUAUAGAAGUAUUUCUUUCAAAAUUUCUUUCUUUUCUUAUCUUAGUGUUUCAGGCUGUUAAGUAUUAAGUUAGCAACUUUUAAACUAUAUUGAGCUCAACCUUUCUCCUUUCUUUAACACGGCUUUUCAGCACCUGUUGUUAAAUCACUUUUCUGUCCCACGUUUUCACUUUCUGAAUUAAAUAUUUCACAACUCAAGUCAUAUAAUGUAGUUAAAUGUACUGAAAACGCUGUAAACUUGUUUGCAUUUUAUAAUACACAAUAUUUGCUCACAACUAUUUUCUUUAAGAUACUGUUAUAAUUCAGUACACUUUCCUCUUCUUUAGUGCUAUAUUAUCUUUCUCUUUUUCAAAAUCUACCCUAUAUCUUUCUCCUUUUCCGAAUCUAUCUUAUCUUUUUCGUUUUCCAAAUCUGUCUUAUACCUUCUCCUUUUCCAAAUCUAUCUUGUCUAUCUUUCUCUUAUUCCAAAUCUACUUUUUCUAUGUUUCCUCUUUUCCAAAUAUAUCCUCACUCACCUUGUUUUCCAAAUCACAUUUUGCAUUAUCAUACUUCAGCACAGGUAGUACCUGAUCACUGUUAUCGACUUGGUUUAAAUAAUAUAUACUGAAGAUCUCUUCUUUUCUCUAGUCUCGAGUGGAUGGCAUGUUACCACCUCCUCCCGCUCAUGCUGCUGCGCUUACGUAUUGCUACAUAAAUUAUUUUGUCAGAGAAAUAUGAUAAAUUAAGGUAACUAUACACUGUUAGAUCUAACCUAGUGUAAUCCAACCUAUAUCUUUGUUAUUAAUAUUCCCGAAUAAAAUAUUU
Messenger RNA from Cherax quadricarinatus, 2362 nucleotides. RefSeq names its product cuticle protein-like. The record is from RefSeq and is a predicted model, not a curated record. Lineage: Eukaryota; Metazoa; Arthropoda; Malacostraca; Decapoda; Parastacidae. Gene Ontology annotation, cellular component: extracellular matrix.